AUGCCUACAGAUGAAGAUACUACAAAUUUGGCAAUGGAAGACCCCCCCCCCCCUAAUGAUCGUCCUACGGUUACGCUAUUCAAUGAAGCGUUCCAUCCAUCUAAGGUUGCGACAAAGGCUGUCACUUUGUCCAUUAGGCAACAAUUUGGUCAGCCUUGGCCUACAUGGGGAGCGAUUCCAAAAGAUCAUCAGGAACUUUCUUUCCAACGUUUUAAGUCAGAGGAGCUUGGUCGAUCUAUAUAUGUAGAUGAGGUCUUUCAACAAACUCAUUUACAAAAGGAUACUGGUCAAUUUGUCGAUGAUAGAUCUAGACAAACACAUGAAGAAUUUGAGGCUAGACUAUCUGAAGCUAGGUUUGAUGUUGCAUCAAGCGUUGGUGAAUCACAACUCACUCCUUUAGACCCUCCUGAAGAACAAAGACUUAGGAGUCGAUGUUGGGUUGCGGCUGCAGGACCAAAGCGUAAAGGACGCCUUUAUGGUACUGGAGACCUUGCUCGUACUUACAAAUGUGGAAAUGACAUCUUCAUACAGCAUACGCAAGGAUCUUCCAGUCGCACUGAAGAUGUUGCAGAGAUUAACCGACUGAGGGAGGAGCUACAUCAAUCAAAGGAGGAGAUGUGUGUUUUUCAGUCAGUUGUCCUUUAGUUCUUACCUCCUGAAGCGAGGAACAUUAUUCAUCAACAACAACCUCACCAAUAGCACCAGCACCAGGACCAACAACAAGACCAGUACCAACACCAUGCAGAUGACCAGUAGGAACAUGAUGACUAACAAAGACACUCUCCUGAUAACUACUUUGAUUACUGACUAAGCAACACAGACAAUCAACAUUGAAG
This is a messenger RNA of Glycine soja, 836 nucleotides long. RefSeq lists its product as uncharacterized. Lineage: Eukaryota; Viridiplantae; Streptophyta; Magnoliopsida; Fabales; Fabaceae. The transcript is spliced from 4 exons. The coding region runs from base 1 to 645 and encodes 214 amino acids. The record is from RefSeq and is a predicted model, not a curated record.